Molecule: messenger RNA, 1810 nt
Organism: Paramecium primaurelia
Lineage: Eukaryota; Ciliophora; Oligohymenophorea; Peniculida; Parameciidae
Source: the annotation of a GenBank genome assembly
AUGCAGGGCUCCUUUUAAGAGAAUGAAGCUAUAGCUGACAUCUUUUAUCAAGUAAAAGAUGUAGAUGAACAAAUAUUUGGUGUCAUAUUAGAAAUAUUUAGAAAGGAGAAAGUUUAAAAUUGCAUUGGAUUUCUUUUAGAUAAUGGAAAUCAAAAAUAUUUAGAAUUAUAAAUCUUACAAUAAGUAGAGAAUAUUACCCAAUCUGAUAAAUAAUAGAAAUUGUCUGUUGUUAGAAAUGAAAUCAAAUAAAUCACAGAUUUCUUAAGAAAAUUAAAAGAUCAUGACUUCAAUUACAAAGACUUUUCCUCUGAAGAAAAUGAAGAAUUUACAUUAAGUCUAAUUAAAAGCAUCAAGGAUAAUAGAAGGAUCAUUGAAUUUCUGUAAUUUUUAGUUCACCUCACAUCCAUUGAUGAAACUUUAAUAUAAGGUGGGUCCAAUUCAUUACAUUUAUUAGUUUAAAUUAAGGUGGACCUAAAAAACAAAAAUUUUAAAAACAUAAAAAUCUAAAAUACUACUUUAGUGGGAGCUAAUUUUGCUAGGUGUAAUUUAAGUGAUUCGGAAUUUACUAAUGUUGACAUAAGUGGUAUGAAUUUGAAUGGAGCUAUAUUGCUUAAUUGUAAAUGGAAGAACUUAAGAAUACUUGAGUUAAAUAGAUUGGAUGGUCAUACUUCUAAUGUAAAUUCAGUAUGCUUCUCUCCAGAUGGUGCUACUUUAGCAUCUGGUAGUUGGGAUAAGUCUAUCCGUUUAUGGGAUAUUAAGACAGGUGAAUAAAAAGCCAAACUGUAUGGUCAUAGAGAUGCGGUAAAUUCAAUAUGCUUUUCUCCUGAUGGUUUAACAUUGGCAUCUAGUAGUAGAGAUAACUCUAUGCACUUAUGGGAUAUUAAGACAAGGAAAAAAAAAGCCAAAUUGUAUGGUCAUAGAUAUGCAGUUAAUUCAGUAUGCUUCUCUCCUGAUGGUAUUAUAUUAGCAUCUGGUAGUAAUGAUGAUUCUAUUAUUUUAUGGGAUGUUAAAACAGGGUAAUAAAAAACCAAAUUGCAGGGUCAUGUGGAUUAGGUCGACUCAGUAUGUUUCUCUCCUGAUGGAAAUAUACUAGCAUCUGGUAGCAGAGAUUGGUCUAUCCGUUUAUGGGAUGUUAAGACAGGAUAAUAAAAGGCGAAAUUGGAUGGUCAUGGUUGUUUUGUUGAUUCAGUAUGCUUCUCUCCAGAUGGAACGACACUUGCAUCGGGUGGUAGUGAUAACACUAUCCGUUUAUGGGAUGUUAAGUAAGGAUAAAAAAAUGCCUAAUUGAUUGAUUGUGGUGGUGGUAAUUCUGUUUGUUCGGUAAGUUUCUCUCCUAAUGGAACCAUAUUAGCAUGUGGUUAUUGUAAUGGUUGUAUCGGAUUAUGGGAUGUUAAGACAGGAUAAGAAAAGGUGAAAUUGGAUGGUCUUUGUUAUUUUAGUAACUCAGUAUGCUUCUCUCCUGAUGGUACUACCUUAGCAUCUGCUAGUGAAGGUUAGUCUAUCCGUUUAUGGGAUGUUAAGACAUGGUAAUAAAUACCCAAAUUGAAAGGUCAUAGUGGUUAUGUUUAUUCAGUAUGCUUCUCUCCUGAUGGUACUACCUUAGCAUCUGGUAGUUAAGAUAACUCUAUCCGUUUAUGGGAUGUUAAGUCAGGCUAAUAAAAGGCCAAAUUGAAAGGUCAUAGUGAUUAUCUUUAUUCAGUAUGCUUCUCUCCUGAUGGUACUACCUUAGCAUCUGGUAGUGAAGAUAACUCUAUCCGUUUAUGGGAUGUUAAGUCAGGCUAAUAAAAGGCCAAAUUGAAAGGUCAUAGUG